AUGGGGAGUACGGGUGAAGCUGAUCGAAAGCGACGUCAUAUUAGCUCUAUAUCACCGACUGCCGCUACUGUGAAGAAACACCCCUUCGUGCCCAUAUCCGAGGAUAAAAAGCAUUUAUGCCAAGAAUUAAAUCUAGCAGAUCAGUUCGACUUCAGAGUCUGCAAUUUUGACGAAGAGGAGCCAGAGAAGGAAGUAGAGCCAUUAGAAUCAGCUACAUCCAAUACUGCAGAGGAUUCAUCUUCAGAGCCACAGAAUCAAACAAAUUAUACACCUGUCUGUAUCGGGCCAGAAGUAGAUCUCAUUCCUGCUAUACCUAAGGAAGAAGCUGGUACAAAUCUUUUUAAUAUGUACUCAGAUGAUAAGAAUAAGGUAGAUGCUGGAGGUGCAUGCACUCAGAAAGUUGGAAAGUGUGUUCUUCGUUCUAAAAAAAUUACAUUAGACAUUUGA
Molecule: messenger RNA, 447 nt
Organism: Fraxinus pennsylvanica
Lineage: Eukaryota; Viridiplantae; Streptophyta; Magnoliopsida; Lamiales; Oleaceae
Source: the annotation of a GenBank genome assembly